Messenger RNA from Chironomus riparius, 1210 nucleotides. Lineage: Eukaryota; Metazoa; Arthropoda; Insecta; Diptera; Chironomidae. The record is from the annotation of a GenBank genome assembly.
UAAAAAGUUUGUUGACAGUUAAAUUAUUAGUGUUGUUCCAAAAAUAGGAACAAGAGUCGCGUGGAAGUCAUUUUUCGAACAUUGAAAAAAAAAAUUUUUCUCAGAUUUAUCAGAAUCAAAAAAAGCUAUAAAGUUGACUCGAUUUAAGGUAUUUAAGGAUUAAAAAAUUAGUAAAAAAUGCUCAUCAAGGAAUUUCGAGUUACAUUGCCAUUGACCGUAGAAGAGUAUCAAGUAGCACAACUGUAUUCAGUUGCUGAAGUCUCAAAAAAUGAAACAGGAGGUGGCGAAGGAAUUGAAGUAUUAAAAAAUGAGCCAUUCGAAAACUUUCCAUUGCUUGGUGGAAAAUAUUCAUCAGGCCAGUAUACUUAUAAAAUAUAUCAUUUGGCAUCGAAAGUUCCCACUAUGAUUCGGCUACUAGCUCCAAAAGGCUCAUUAGAAAUUCAUGAGGAAGCUUGGAAUGCAUACCCGUACUGUAGAACAGUAAUUACGAAUCCUAAGUGGAUGAAGGAGAAAUUUUCAUUGACAAUCGAAACCCUUCAUGCAAAUGAUUGUGGUGAUAGUGAAAACGUUCAUGAACUUACUGGAGAGAAAUUAAAAAUACGUGAAAUCGUACAUGUUGAUAUCGCAAAUGAUCAUAUUGCCUCUGCUGAUUAUCGUGAAUCAGAAGAUCCAACUAAAUUUAAGUCAGUGAAAACAGGACGUGGACCUCUUUUGGGACCAGACUGGAAGAAAAAAGUCAACCCAGUGAUGACAUGCUAUAAAUUGGUUACAUGUGAAUUCAAAUGGUUCGGUCUACAAACAAGAAUAGAAAACUUUAUUCAAAAAUCUGAGCGUCGACUUUUCACAACGUUCCAUAGACAAGUUUUCUGCUGGAUCGAUAAAUGGCACGGCCUUACAAUGGAAGACAUUCGAGCACUUGAAGAUAAAACCAAAGACGAGUUGGACAAGCAAAGACAGUUAGGAGAGGUUCGAGGAAUGCGCGGGGAUGACGAAUAAAUUAAUAAUUCUCAUCGCUGAGAAUUUGUGAAUGAUUUCCAUUAUGAUUCCUUUAUUUUUUAUUAAAAAGUUUCUUUUUAUACUUUGGCUCAAUUUAAAUCUUCUUUUUUUAUUAAUUAAUUAAUUAAUAUACUUUGUGCUUCUUGGUUACUCUGUAUUCCUUAUUAUUGUUUAAAUAAUCACAAACGGUUAUUAAAAGUACUUUAUUUUUCAA